This is a messenger RNA of Neurospora hispaniola, 1662 nucleotides long. RefSeq lists its product as uncharacterized. Lineage: Eukaryota; Fungi; Ascomycota; Sordariomycetes; Sordariales; Sordariaceae. Gene Ontology annotation, biological process: maturation of SSU-rRNA. The transcript has a single exon. Gene Ontology annotation, molecular function: rRNA small subunit aminocarboxypropyltransferase activity. The record is from RefSeq and is a predicted model, not a curated record. Bases 154 to 1413 code for a protein of 419 amino acids.
CCACGACCCCCGCCUUCCUUCCAUCCAAGUUCUGCUCUGGUAAAACAAGGCAGUGCUAGGUCGUGCCAGAAUCAUCCAUCCAUUGCGACAUAAAACAUCUGCACUCCAUCUCGACAACAUCAUCCUCCCGACGGAAUUCGAACCAUCACCACCAUGGUCCGCCACAAAAAGGACGGCUUCUCCUCACGCGGCGGCAAAGGCGGCCACGGCCGGAACCCGCCCCGCAACAACCCCCGCAGCAGCAAAGGCCCCCGAGACAAUGCCGGCAGCGGCGGCGAAGACACCACAGCCAACCCCCACGACCCGUCCACGUCCUCACGCCCCUACCGCCCUCCCUUCAAGGCCGCCUGCUGGGACCUAGGCCACUGCGACCCGAAGCGGUGCUCAGGCAAGAAGCUGAUGAAGCUCGGUCUCAUGCGCGAGCUGCACCUUGGCCAGCGACACUCGGGCGUCAUCAUCACGCCCAACGGCAAGCGGGUCGUGUCGCCCGCCGACAAGGAGCUGAUGGAGCAGUAUGGCGCGGCGGUCGUGGAGUGCUCGUGGGCCCGCACCAAGGAGGUGGAGUGGAAAAAGGUGGGCGGCAAGUGCGAGCGCUUGUUGCCGUACCUGGUGGCGGCCAACACGGUCAACUAUGGUAAGCCGUUCCGGCUGAACUGCGUCGAGGCGCUGGCGGCGGCCUUUGCCAUCUGUGGUCAUUUGGAGUGGGCGGAAGAGAUUUUGGCUCCGUUUUCGUACGGCAGGGCUUUCCUGGAUAUCAACUCGAAGCUGUUCAAGAUUUACUCGGCGUGCAAGGAUGAGGAGGAGAUCAAGAAGGCGGAGGAGGCGUGGAGGGAGAGGCUAGAAAAGGAGUAUACUGAGAGCAGAGAGGGAGAGUCGGAUGAUAUUUGGACGACCGGAAACACAAAUCGGAGGCCAGCUAUGGAUGACUCAGAUGAGGAGGACGAUGACGACGAGGAAGAUAGCGAGGAGGAGGAAGACAGUAACGACGAAGACGGCAGCGUAGACGGUAUUUACCUCGGCACCAAACCACCGCCCAAACAGAAACAACCAGCCGAAGAGGAGUCAGAGGAAGAAGACAAGGACCCUUUCGCCAUAUCCGACGAUAGCGAUGAUGAAGCCGAGAUGGAGGCCAUUCGGCGCAAAAUCCUCGCCUCCAAAUCGUUUGCCAACCCCGAACCGCCCAAGAAGACGGUCGAGACCAUUGCCCGACCGCAAGGGCAGUACAAGCCAGAUUCCGAUGCCGAGCCGGAUUCCGACAAUGGGGAGGAGGAUGACGAGUUUGACAAUAUCAUUGCUGCUACGCCCAUUACCGAUAGGAUAGGACUGCAGAAGCUGGAGAAGGAGCGGGCGCGGGCUACAUUGACAGGCACCUUCUCGUCUGCUUCCAUAUCUGCACCCAGAGGAGGAAGAUAAGAGAUUCGAUGAUGAGGGCACUCGAUGAAAUCAGGAGAAUCAUGCAACGAGACAAGGACCAUAUAUAAAUGCAUUACUUUUUACCCCAUGAAGUCAUGAAGCUGGCCGUGCUCAUUUCCCAUCAAACCCUCGAUCAAUUCAUACAUGCACUACUAUCGUUGACGUAGUUGUAUCAUGUCGGUCUAUACAUUGGCAGCUGCUGGUAUAUACAAUACUAUCUAUAUCCGCCAUCAUCCAUCUUUUCCCCCA